ACUUUUCUGGAGCUUACAAAAAGCAGAGCAGCUGAGGCUGAGAGGCCAGAAGGUGCUGCUGCUCUCCCACCGACAGAUAACAAGACCUCAUUUCACUCCUCCUGUCUCCGUUCCUUCCAAGGCAAAAAAGAAAGUCUUCCUUGCUUUGCUUUGAUCGAAAGUGCGAGCGAUGUCUCUGAGAGGUGAUGUGUGCGUGGUGACGGGCGCCUGUGGAUUCCUGGGAAAGAGGCUGGUGAGGCUGCUGCUGGAGGAAGAGGAGACGGCCGAGAUCCGACUGCUGGACAAACACGUCCCACAGCAAGUUCUGCAGAGUCUGGAGGACUGCAGGGGCGGGACGAAACUCAGCGCCUUUGAAGGAGACAUCAGAGACUCGGACUUUGUGAGGAAAGCCUGUCGAGGUGCAACAAACGUCUUCCACACCGCCUCCAUGAUUGAUGUGCUGGAGUCGGUGGAGUACAGCGAGAUCUACGGAGUCAACGUGAAAGGAACGCAGCUGCUUCUGGAGGCGUGCCUCCACGAGAACGUCAUGUCUUUCAUUUACACCAGCACUAUUGAGGUGGUGGGACCAAACCCCAGAGGAGACCCCAUGGUCAACGGCACUGAGGACACAGUUUAUGACAGCCGUCUCACGUUAAGCUACAGCAAGACCAAAAAGGAGGCCGAAGACAGAACCCUGCAGGCCAACGGUCAGCUGCUCCAAAACGGAGGCCGACUGGCCACAUGCUCCCUGAGGCCCGCGUACAUCUUCGGAGAAGGCUGUCGCUUCCUGCUUGGUCACAUGACUGACGGGAUUCGAAAGGGGAACGUCCUGAAUCGUCUUUCUGCACGAGAGGCCCUGGUCAACCCCGUCUAUGUGGGAAACGUGGCCUUUGCUCACCUGCAGGCAGCGCGAAGCUUAAAAGAACCCCAGAAAAGAGACACAGUUGGAGGAAAGUUUUACUUCAUCACCGAUGACACGCCCCAUUUAAGCUAUGCUGACUUUAACUAUUGCAUGAUGUCUCCUUUGGGCUUCAGCGUCCAAGACAAGCUCCAGAUGCCUCUGCGCAUCUUCUACAUAGUCAUCUUCUUUCUGGAGGCGCUGUGCAUGCUGCUGCGGCCGUUCAUACGCAUUGUUCCGCCGAUGAAUCGGCAGCUCCUCACGCUGCUGAACACGACGUUCACCUUUUCCUACCAGAAAGCCAAAAGGGAUCUGGGUUAUUUCCCCAAAUACAGCUGGGAAGAGGCGCGCAGACGCACUCUCGACUGGCUUGCCUCACAGUUGCCCCAACAGAGAGAAACUCUCCAGUCCAAUUAGGGUCAAGUCACUGACAAAAAGAAGCAACGAAACCUGUCGAUUCGGUAGAUUUGACUCCAUGCGUAACUGGUUUUAGUAAGUUGAUGUCAGAUUGGGGAUCCCAAUGGGGACGGCUUUCAAAGAGCUCUAUAGAGCGGGUUCAUAUUACACUGACUUGGACUGUUUUGAAUGCUAAUAAAAGGUAUGGAAACU
This is a messenger RNA of Oryzias latipes (Japanese medaka), 1486 nucleotides long. RefSeq names its product hydroxy-delta-5-steroid dehydrogenase, 3 beta- and steroid delta-isomerase 1 (gene hsd3b1). Gene Ontology annotation, molecular function: oxidoreductase activity, acting on the CH-OH group of donors, NAD or NADP as acceptor. Lineage: Eukaryota; Metazoa; Chordata; Actinopteri; Beloniformes; Adrianichthyidae. The record is from RefSeq and is marked provisional. Gene Ontology annotation, biological process: steroid biosynthetic process.